CAUGAACGGGACCUGCCUUAAUCGGCUUUCACACUCAGGAAAGAUAAGGCCAAGAUGUAUCAUUGGUAGCAGAAUCAAGCACUGGUUUCAUUGCUUGUCUUUAGGUCAAGCGUUGGCGCGUGCCGCAAGCUUUUCUUCGCAGCCAUGCACCACUCUCUCGGGACAGCUCAUAUAUUCUGCAGUGAUACACACGACAAAUGCGUAUCUUUAAACUUCCGAAUGUUCUCCAUAGGGACUUAAGCUACACUGAAAGGCUCCCUUCAUCGCUUUCGCGAAAAGUAUAUUUCCAUGUCUCGUCAUGACUACACGACCGAUGUCUGCCAGAGAAGAUGAGCCUCUACUCAACCCGAAUGCUCGCAGCUACCGAACGAGAUCAGUUAUUAUCCUCGUCGCACUGGUCAUAGUCAUCACAAGUGUCGCUGGUGGGUUGAUCGGUCUGCCAUUCGUCCGACUUAUCGAAGAUGCAAUAUGCCAGGAACACUAUGCUUCUAGGCCAGUCGAAGGAGGAUUGUUCAUUACUUCUGAUGUGGAUGAAGCGCAUUGUAGAGUCGAUGCUGUACAGUCCAGAUUGGCUUAUGUUCUAGCAAUCCAAGAGAUGCUCGAUGCCAUUGCUGGUUUUACUUUUGCUUUGCCGUAUGGUUUAUUCGCUGACAGAAUUGGCCGUACGAAGGUCCUCGCACUAUCAUUUCUCGGUAUAUGGCUGGCCGGUUGCUGGGCAGGUCUCGUUGUAUGGCAACGCAACAUCUUUCCCAUCUGGACCAUUUGGUUCUCAACAGCUUUUCAAGCCAUAGGAGGCGGUCCCGGUAUUCCAAUGACAAUGAUAUAUACGAUCAUUACCGAUGUCCAGGUUGAAGCUGAAAGGACAAACACUUUCUUCUACGUUUCAGUGUGUGGGAUGAUAGCAGAUCUAAUCGCGCCUACCCUGGCGGCAAGUCUCAUGGCGGUUUCACCCUGGUUACCCUUCACCAUCGGCAUCUCCGCCAUGGCUUUUGCGAUGCUAUUGACGCUCUCGAUCCCAGAAACCUAUCACGCUCGCACACGUAUAACCUCCAGCCCACGGCAAGGUCCAAUUGAUGCACAGCCGAAACCCUAUGGCCUCUUGCAUCACCUCAACCAAAUACUGGCAAUGUUCAAAUCACGCUCUUUAUGUCUGAUCUUCGUAUCAUUCGUCGGAGAGCAAUUGAUACUCAAAAACAGCGGCUUCGCCAUGCGAUACGUCAGUAAACGCUUUUCCUGGCCACUCUCUCGCUUCGGCUACUUCAUGUCCGCCAGAGCUCUAGUCGGCAUCUUGAUCUACCUCCUCAUUCUCCCUCGCAUAUCAUCCUUCCUCCAACACCGCAUGCUAUUCCCUCCAUUGCGUAAAGAUCUACUCCUCGCUCGCACCAUGGGCAUUAUUCUAGCCAUCGGACUCUUUCUCACUGCUGGUCCCACACUAGGCUGCGUGCUUAGUGGUCUGUUACUCGUUACCAUCGGCUCUUCCUCCACAACAAUCUGUCGCUCCAUCGCUGCUCAUUUUGUCGAUUCCAGACAUGUGGCUUCCAUGUAUACGUUUCUUAAUCUACUUAAUACGGCAGGAGCGAUCUUGGCUAGUCCUUUGCUGGCGUCGACUUUUGUGCUCGGGAUGAGAUGGGGUGGAGAUUGGCAGGGCUUGCCAUACUUAUGUUUGGGUGUCCUUGGUACGGUUUCAGCGAUUGCGUUGUUUUUGAUCCGUCGGGGGACAGGAGAGGUCGAAGAGAUGGAGAAUGAUGGAGAAUGACAAGCUGUAGACGAAGCAUUUCCGUGGCUUUGGAUAUGGUACUGCGCAUACCGAGUACUCCCAGCGCCGGAUGCGGCGACGACAUAACUCUGGAAACGGAAGAAGCUCUCGAGAGAUCGAAGAGUGUCCAGUGAAAGGUCAAACAUGUCAAGCUCUCGACAUGCACUCUCCGAGCUCUCGAUGUGCUUGCGCGUUCUGAUAGCUAGCUAGCCAAGCAACCCUACCAGACAGUGGACACAAGAUAAGCAUAACAAGACCCGCUUGAACCAGUGAGAGUAUUCAAAGAGUGAAGUUGAUGAAU
This is a messenger RNA of Aureobasidium pullulans EXF-150, 2057 nucleotides long. Its product is annotated as MFS general substrate transporter. Lineage: Eukaryota; Fungi; Ascomycota; Dothideomycetes; Dothideales; Saccotheciaceae. Gene Ontology annotation, biological process: transmembrane transport. Gene Ontology annotation, molecular function: transmembrane transporter activity. Gene Ontology annotation, cellular component: membrane. The record is from RefSeq and is a predicted model, not a curated record. The transcript has 4 exons. Bases 299 to 1756 code for a protein of 485 amino acids.